CUUCUUCAGACUGGGCUCCUGUAAGGAGGAGAUAAAGUCCUUCCAGUAGGACAGUCCCCUCCUCGCAGUCGCCGUCUGACUUCCUGGACAAGCUCAUGGGGAAAAGGUCUGGCUAUGACGCCCGCAUCAGACCCAACUUCAAAGGUACGUCAAAAAGUAUGUUCAGAAGUAGGCCACAGUGCCCAUAAAAAAACACUGAAACUUCACUAAAUUAAAGCAGACAGCCACCAAAAAAAAAAAAAAAAAGAUAUAAGAUAGGACUUGCCUGUAGAAAUGGAUAGGAAGCUUGUAACUGCGCAUACCAUGUGGUUGCUUAACUUAGAAUUCCAUAAACCAAUGUGAUGCAUUUUUUGUUAGCUUAGUUCUCUGUUAUAAAGUUAAAGGAAGUGAUUCAUGCCUAGUAUUUCAACUUGCAAAGAGGCAGGAGAGACACAGUAUUCCCUACUAGAGAGCCACUGGAAUCAGAAACACAGUCGUUCCCCACAAGGACCCAGCUACAAUAGUGUCAUACAUAUUUCAUACCUGCUCCACAUCAUAGAGUUGACAGCAAGACACUCUCCACUUCCUGCACAUACAAUUACCCUCACAGUGUCAUUCAAAGAUUUUAAAAUAAUCUUUAUGAAACCUUUUUACAGCAGGUCAAACAGUGAAAGGAUUAUUCCAUAUAAGGAGUGAUGGAUUUUAUUUUGGUUCUUUUUUCAGGUCCGCCUGUGAAUGUCACCUGUAAUAUUUUCAUCAACAGCUUUGGGUCCAUCACGGAAACGACUAUGGUGAGAAGACACGUCUGAGCAAAGUCAACUGAGUGAAUUGAAUUUCCAUAGUGAAUUAACAUCCUGGAAUUAGAACUAUACAUCAUUUAAAGCUAAUAAUUGAAUAUGUUGGCGACUACUGCCAUCUUGAACAGGUCUCUCUUGUAAAAGAGAUUUGAUCUCAAAAAGACAAAAUUAUAAAAAUAAAGGUUAAAUAUUUUUGGGGGAUGAACAUGCACAUUAUACAAAAUACCAUCAUUAUGGUCUCAUUGCUCUGUAAUCAUGAAUUACCUUGAUAAGGAUCAUAUUUGAGCAGGUUUCCACUAGCUAAAUCCCAGAAUUUACAAAAGAGAAAUCUGAAAGCUCUCCAGUUAAUAUAAUACCUUGUUAAUUCCCAACCUUUGGCCUGCUCAGUAUUGGAGCAAUUCCCUCACCACUCUCCCUUUAUUUCCUCGAGCCUAUCAGAGCAAUCUUCAGAGAACAGUGGGUCAGUGAUGUUCUGAUAAUGAACAGUCCACUCUGCAAUUAAAAUGAAAAAUUGGGGAAAGUGCUUGGUCAGUAGAUUGUAGCAGUGAGCUGUUAAAGGUUAUUGGACCCAGAGGGCUUGACCCCAUGUUAGGUCAGCAUGGACAGAGAGGACACUAAUGAUGUCACUGGACGCUGUGGCCCAGUGUUUGUUGUGCUGUCCUUAAUUUAUUUGUGAUACCUCAUGGGAACGGAGACAGACAGUUGAAAACUGCCAGGGAAGAACACAGCCACAGAGUCUCUCAUUACCAUGAGCAUUUACUAGAAUGAUUUACUUGAAUAACUCCUGUGACUAAAUGAGGACGUGUACUUUUUGUGGAAUCGAACCAAAUUUCAAAGUAGCUGUUCAUUUUGCUUCCCAUGAAGCUGAUUGUUGUCAUUUCGACAGGCACUGAACAAUACUUGGAUUAACCCAGAAUCUGGUACUACAGGUAACAGCACUACAGGUAACUGCCAAAAUAAAGAAAACACUUGAGUAAAUGAGGGAUACAAAGUAUAUUGAAAGCAAGUGCUUCCAACCGAAAAACAUUUUCCUCAUUAUUUCCAUUCACGAGGUAGAAUGAACGCGUGUGUCAGCCCUUGAGAAUUGAACCUCGACGAUUCUUGAGUUUGGACGCUGCCAUUGGACGUGAUGCAACGCGGGCAGUAUAGCAGCUUUCAUUGAUUUCAAAGGUAGCGGUCCCUGAUGGCAAUGCCGGAUGCCCGAUGGCUGUAGUGUGGCAGGGCCGUUAGGGUCAUGUAUAAAGAUGCCCAGUAUCCAGAGUAUUUUCAGAUUUCGUUAUGAACAAAUGCGGCGAAAAGUACAGUAAAUGUAAAAUGCACAUAAAAAUCAACAGUGUAAUGUUUGGAUUCAGUCUUGUGUCAGGUGAACUGUUGUGUCCUCACCUUAUAGUCUAAUAAUUUUCCCAUAAUCGCCAAACUGUUCCCUUUUCAUUGGUUAUGCUUUCCAUAUUUCUUCUGUAAGAAAUAUUUCAAUUUAGCCCUAUCCAAAUAGACAUAUUCCCACGAGUGUAGGGGGUUAUUAAAACACUAUGUUGGUGUUUCCUUUAUUCUGGCAGUUACAUGUAGGUGUUCUAGGUUGUGGUCUGUUAUUUCCCCCUUUACAAACGGACAAAAUGUAAAUUAAAUGAAAAUGGUGGUUGCAUGACUGCUAAUUCCAUUAGUGUAACCCUCAACUAAAUUCAAAUCAGUCUUAUCAAGAUACACACUACUUUUCAAAGUAUAAAUACACUCUACUUUUCAAAGAACUAAUUGAAAAGAAGCUUCCCUUUGUCGCAUUGGCUUGGGUAUAAUUAACAGCUGUAUAGGUUAUUAAUUUAAUCAGACUUCCCACUUUACAUCAGAGACAGACUAUCAUUAACAGAACAUGCUAAUUAAAUAAUUGAAACCUGGCAACAGUAUCAUGGCUCAACCUCGAUGUAUCUUCCGCAAUUCCUCACAUCCCAUCUCCUCGCCUCCUUCUCAACGGCAUUCGAGGAGAAGGCCCAAAGUCCAUCCCCUCUGACAUCUUCUCCUAUGCGUUUUGAGGAGGAGGCGAGGAAAGAGGAUGCGAAGAAUCGAGAAAAGAUUAAUUGAGAAAGAGCCAAUGAGUCAAUUUCUUGGUCAAUACACAGGACUACAGGCUCAAUGUGUUCCUACGGCAAAAAUGGAACGAUCCCCGAUUGGCUUACCAGGAGUACCCAGAUAACUCCUUGGACCUGGAUCCCUCCAUGUUGGACGCCAUCUGGAAGCCUGACCUGUUCUUCGCUAAUGAGAAGGGGGCUAACUUCCACGAGGUCACCACCGACAACAAACUGCUGCGGAUCUUCCAAGAUGGGAGUGUACUGUAUAGCAUCAGGUGAGCAGAGACAGUUCGGUCUGUGGCCACAGAGGGAGCUAGUGAGUUAUUCAAGAAAAUUCUGCCUAUGGCCGAAGGGGGAGCUAGUGAUUUAUUCAUUAUGAUAACUUUGAUACCAAUAUAUUAGACCCUCAAUCAAACCCAUACACUGCUGUGAUUUGAUCUAUCUCUCCUUCAUCAACAUUCAUGAUCCCAUGAAAGGAAUUGAAAAACAUGCAGUUAAGCAUACCAUAUUGAUUACAACGGCGGAUUUAUCCGCUAGCAAUCAUCACACACUAGUCCAAAUGCAUUUUCGUAGCUACCUUUCUGAAACUGAGGAUAAAUUACACACGCAGAGAAGCUUCGAAAGGCUCAUUCAUCAGUGUAUUUGUGGGCGAUAUUUUUGUGCUUAGAAUUGCACGUUAUCGCAGCACAAUAGCAAUGGAGGCUCCUGCGAGUAGCAUAGAGCUGGUGGCUCUUGUCGCUCCUCUGGGCAAUACAUUACAGCAGGUAAUUACACAGCUUCUCUUCAAACCCAAACUCUCUAAUAGCUCCUUCUCUUCCCCACGGCUCCUUGAAGGCUCAAAGCAUCAGUGCCGCAAUAAAUAAAGGGAAGGAUGUGUCUACCAAUUAGAUUGCUAUUACAGCGGAGCCCUGUAACCAAAUGGCACCGUAACUCAUGGCAUCCUUUGCAAUUUGCCUUAUUUGAUAACCGGAGAAAACGCACACAAUUCAUGCCGUAAUGUAUAGUAAAGAGUUUAUCUAAGGGUAGGCCGUACAUUUUGCUACCGUUGAAGCAUUAGGUACAUUUUAAAUCACAUUUCUGACCUUCGAAGUCCCUUUAUUGCCCUUUGCAUGUGUAUUUGUAUUUAUUAAGGAUCUCUUUAGCUGCUGCCAAGGCAUUACAUUUCAUAACACUUUACCCAAUACAUUUAGUGUGUUCCCUCAGGCCACUUCAAUACAACAUCCAUGUGUACGUGUGUGUGUAGAGUGUAUGUCUUAUCAUGUGUGUGUGUCUAUUCCUGUGUGUCUCUUUACAGUCCCGCUGUUCCAUAAGGUGUAUUUUAAAUCCGAUUCUACUGCUUGCAUCAGUUACCUGAUGUGGAAUAGAGUUCCAUGUAGCCAUGGCUCUAUGUAGUACUGUGCGCCUCCCAUAGUCUGUUCUUGACAUGGGGAUUGUGAAGAGACCUUUGGUGGCAUGUCUUGUGGGGUAUGCAUGGGUGGCCAAGCUGUGUGCAUGUCAAAACUUCUUACAAAAACAAGUAAUGAUGAUGUCAAUCUCUCCUCCACUUUGAGCCAUGAGAGAUUUACAUGCAUAUUAUUAAUGUUAGCUCUCCGUGUACAUUUAAGAGCCAGCCGUGCGGCCCUGUUCUGAGCCAAUUGUAAUUUUCCGAAGUCCCUCUUUGUAACAGUAGUCCAGGUGCGACAAAACUAGAGCCUGUAGGACCUGCCUUGUUUAGUCACCUCAGCUUGCUAAAUUUCCACAUUAUUUGUUACAAGAUUCAGCUGAGGUUUAGGGUUUAGUGAAUGAUUUGUCCCGAAUACAAUGUUCUUAGUUUUUGAAAUAUUUAGGACUAAUUUAUUUAUUGCCACCCAUUCUGAAACUAACUGCAGCUCUUUGUUAAGUGUGGCAGUGAUUUCACUCACUGUAGUAGCUGACGUGUAUAGUGUUGAGUCAUCCACAUACAUAGCCACACAGGCUUUACUCAAGGCCAGUGGCAUGUGUCGUGGAAAUUCUAAUCAAUAAUGAGGAGAGACAAGGUCAAUCACCAAUCAGGAUAUUACUUUAUUCAAAACGUAUUAAUAAGGGAGCAGGUCACACCAUACACACAAGUGAAUAGAGUGAGUGCUCUGCAAUAAUGAAGCUGGUCGACCCAACACUCUUGAGUUUUGGGCCGAGAGCUUUGACAUGCAGAGAUUAACAGAGGACAUAUAAAUGCUUACUCAUGGCUGGUUCCACCACAACUGUCUCAAUGUGUCGAACCAACCGAUAUCUACCAGAUGAGGUAGCUAAAUAUUCUGUUCUCUGUGUUCUCCUUCGAGUACUAAGAACUGUUUGUUCUUAGAAUAGAGGAUAAGGAGAGACUUUGUUCGGAACAGAGAUACCUUGUAUCCGAACAUGCAAGUUUCAGAGUACAGAGGGUGGGGGUAAGAACACAGGAGGUGCACAGCCGUGGUGGACCAGGUACAGAGAUAUGUUAUAACAACAACUUACACAACCAGAGUAACAGGAUUGUACACACAUAUAAUUUAUAUGAACCUUAAAGUAAUGCUAAUAUAAUUUUAUUUCUCUCACACACAAAAAUAAGGGGCCUAGAUAGCUGCCCUGGGGAAUUCCUGAUUCUACCUGUAUUCCUUUGCCUCUUUGUCUUAAUUUAUCCCUGUAUGUUGUAAUUCUCUUCUUUCACGCUCUCCUUUGCCCUUUACCUUCACCUAAAGCUGCCCUUCUCUCUUUUCUCUCUCUCGUUCUAUCUCAGGCUGACUCUCAUCCUGUCCUGCCCUAUGGACUUGAAGAAUUUCCCCAUGGAUAUUCAGACCUGUACCAUGCAGCUUGAAAGCUGUGAGUCUCCUUCUUCCUCAUUUUCCUUUUCAUUUCCUCCACUCCCUUUUUCACACUGGCUUUUAGUUUAUGGUUUUAAGUUGUGAAAUUCAUAAGAGAUACACUACAUGACCAAAAUGAUGUAGGACACCUGCUCAUCGAACAUCUCAUUCCAAAAUCAUGGGCAUUAAUAUGGAGUUGGUCCCCACUUUGCUGCUAUAACAGCCUUAACACUCUUCUGGGAAGGUUUUCCACUAGAUGUUGGAACAUUGCUGCGGGGACUUGCUUCCAUUCAGCCACAAGCAUUAGUGAGGUCGGGCAAUUAUCAUGCUGGAACAGGAAAGGGCCUUCCCCAAACUGUUGCCAGAAAGUUGGAAGCACAGAAUUGUCUAGAAUGUCAUUUUAUGCUGUAGCGUUGAGAUUUCCCUUCACUGGAACUAAGGGGCCUGGCCCGAACCAUGAAAAACAGCCCCAGACAAUUAUUCCUCCUCCACCAAACUUUAUAGUUGGCACUAUGCAUUGGGGCAGGUAGUGUUCUCCUGGCAUUCGCCAAACCCAGAUUCAUCCGUCGAACUGCCAGAUGUUGAAGCGUGAUUCAUCACUCCAGAGAACACGUUUCCACUGCUCCAGAGUCAAAUGGCGGCAAGCUUUACACAACUCUAGCCGACACUUGGUAUUGUGCAUGGUGCCAUGGAAACCCACUUCAUGAAGCUCCCAACGAAUAGUUAUUGUGCUGACGUUGCUUCCAGAGGCAGUUUGGAACAUGGUGGUGAGUGUUGCAACCGAGGACAGUCGAUUUUUAUGGGCUACGCGCUUCAGCACUCGGCAGUCCCGUUCUGUGAGUUUGUAUGGCCUACCACUUUGUGGCUGAGCCGUUGUUGCUCCUAGACCUUUCCACUUCACAAUAACAGCACUUACAGUUGACUGGGGCAGCUCUAGCAGGGCAGAAAUUUGAUGAACUGACUUGUUGGAAAGGUGGCAUCUUAUGAAAGUCACUGAGUUCUCCAGUAUGGGCCAUUCUACUGCCAAUGUUUGUCUAUAGAGAUUGCAUGGCUGUGUGCUCGAUUUUAUACACCUGUCAGCAACGGCUGAAAUAGCCAAAUCCACUAAUUUGAAGGGGUGUCCACAUACCUUUGUAAUAUAACCACAUAUGAGUGACAUUGAUUGAGGUUAUAUUCAAUGCCUGAAUGUGACAGGCUAGGUUUUUAGUUGCUGCUUUUAUCAAACAUCCUCAGAUGACGGUUACUCGUGCAUACAUAAAAUGAAAAAUGGACUUUCUGACACCGACUUGUGUGAUUUAGUGACCCAGCAAUAAAAAAUUACAGUUUAGCUUUGUCAGUGAUGUCGUGUAAGGGUAAUGAAAUUCCUGUGUGGUGUAUCAAAUGUAGGAAUCUCUUCAUUACAAAUAUCUUUAGAACAAAGUCCAGUCUAUAAAGCCUGUGCAUAGCAUGUCCUUCCUUGUUACCUAAAUAAAAGGUAAACAGGGAAAAAAAGUCAAUUUGAUACCCCUUGCCCCAAGCACUGAUAGCAUCCACAAAUCCAAUUCCGAGGAUAUCAAUAAUGAAACUUUCAUUUUGUGUCCCCUUUUAUUAUAUGACCCACCCCUGGCACCCGGAGGUGGCUUAAUUCCAUCUCUGCCAGGCCAGACAAAAUAACUAGCAAGAGGAGAACCAAAUGGGAGCAAAACUGGCUCAGGAGACAACAGAUUUCUUGCUGGGAGAUCCAGCAGCAAGCAUUUGAAAUUAAUGAUAAGUCAAGUUGUGUGUUAGGAUGUUUAUUGCCUUAUACCUCUCUGUUUCAAUUGAAGAUGUUUAGGAACUUGCUUGGAGUGUAUACCCAUAUUUCAAUGCCAAAUAUGGUAAAAGAUUGAUAAAUAUAAUUGUGUGAAUCAACAUGCAGAUGUAUUAUUAGGUUCACUAUUCUCAGCAUUGCCCUACAGAGUAACUCUACCACUGUUCCUCUCAGACCUUCAGAGAUGGCAAAGACUUUGAUCACUUUCCCCCCUAAAUGUUUACCACUUGUCCUCUUGUUGUCUGCAAUUAAAUCUACCCUCCUAAAGUGUGGAGAGCAGGUGAGGAGAAAAAUCUUGGCCAACAGUGGAAAGCAUGCCAGCCAGCAAGUUUACUACCUGACAGGGCCAUUACAGGAGUCCUAAUAAUUUUUUGAUUAAAGGAAGCCCUCCUCUUCGUGUCACUAAAGGGGACAGCCAGCUCUGUUUUGACAAGUGUUAGUACACUGCCCAGGGUGUGAUCACCUUGGCUGCCUGGGGAGGACAUGACGAGGACAGUUGCAAGUUUAACUAUAAUGCGCUGUGCCAACUGCCAACGCUGCCACAUUGAGGGUGAGAGCGAGGGAAAAGAGAGAGGGAUAUCUUCGGGGGCUGAUCAUUCUGAGGAUGGAAGUCCAGACCAAUGCUGUUUGACAGCCUUAAUCUUGAUGCCUUGAGCUCUAGUAGAUAUAAAUAGUCUGCACUGUAGCUAUAUCCUACUUCAAACAACCUUUAAAACCAUCAUGUGUUCUCGUGACCCAAUUUGGUAUCCUUAAGUCAGUAAGUAGAUGUAUAAAGUGUAAAUCAACAGGACAGAGUUAGACAGUAAAUCUGAAGCUUGACCAAUUCAAAUGUGUUUUUUUUACAGGGACAAGGCCAUAAAAACGUUGGUAUCCUCAGCUAGGUCACCUCGUCAAAUACAGUCCAGACAAUGCACCUCAUAAAUUCCACUUUGACCACACACUUUGAAUAUAUUAAUUUGAUGUUUGACUCCUAUUAGUGUAUAACUGGGAACGAAAAGAUAACAUUUCGUCACCUUUAUGAAGACGUUGGUAUUCUCCUUGCUUGUUAGGGAAGGAUAUGUGAAUGACUCAGAACUCUUCAGGAGCAAGAUAAUUGUAUUUUAGUGGUCAUGUUGUUUUCAGGCUGCUGGUAAGGAUCAGGUGAUAACGUCUUGAAUAAUUUAUGUCUUUGUUACUGAGGCCCCAAGGGCCCAGACAGACAUCAGUAGUAUUAUUCAGAUGUGUCAAGUAUUGCACGGCAUUAAUGCAUGCUCCGUGCAUUUUUAAUGGUCCGGUAAUCAGACCCCUGUGAGGGGAAAUAGAGCCUUCAAAAGGUGUGGGAGGAUAGACAGGGUUGAGGUGUGUGUGUGCGCGUGUACCCAUGCAUAUUAUGUGUAUGCAUAUUUGUGUGUACGCAUAUGUAGGGCCCUAUAAAAUCAGUUUAAAUUUUUAGGCUGAUUCUGUUUGGUUUUUUCCCAAAUUCAAUUUUCUCAGUUUUGUUUUCCCAUGGUUUUCAGGUUUUCACUCUCAAAAUUACACUUUUUAAAAUAGAAAAACAACAAAAUUGGAUGUUCUAAGUCCACAACAAUGUUUAAUCCACAUCAGGAUACUAUUUUUUAGGUCUGGGAAAAUUUGAAAAAAAUGUUUUUGGGUGAAGUUACCCUUUAAUGUUUCAGUUUCAGUUUCAAGUUUUAAUGUCACAUGCACAAGUACAGUGAAAUGCUUUUCUUGCAAGCUCUAACCUCAACAAUGCAGUAAUCAAUAACAAUGUAAUAUAAAAAAUAACAAGGUAGAAAAAAAACACACGAGAUAUAAAAAUAAGAAAUAAGAAGAACAUGAUAAAGUAAGUAAGCAUACGAUAUACAGGGUCAAUUCCAGUACCAUAUUUACAAUGUGCAGGGAUACUGGAUUGAUAGAGGUAGAUACAGUGGGGAAAAAAAGUAUUUAGUCAGCCACCAAUUGUGCAAGUUCUCCCACUUAAAAAGAUGAGAGAGGCCUGUAAUUUUCCUCAUAGGUACACGUCAACUAUGACAGCCAAAUUGAGAAAAAAAAAUCCAGGGACUCAAAUCCUGCAGUGCCAGACGUGUCCCCCUGCUUAAGCCAGUACAUGUCCAGGCCCGUCUGAAGUUUGCUAGAGUGCAUUUGGAUGAUCCAGAAGAGGAUUGGGAGAAUGUCAUAUGGUCAGAUGAAACCAAAAUAGAACUUUUUGGUAAAAACUCAACUCGUCGUGUUUGGAGGACAAAGAAUGCUGAGUUGCAUCCAAAGAACACCAUACCUACUGUGAAGCAUGGGGGUGGAAACAUCAUGCUUUGGGGCUGUUUUUCUGCAAAGGGACCAGGACCACUGAUCCGUGUAAAGGAAAGAAUGAAUGGGGCCAUGUAUCGUGAGAUUUUGAGUGAAAACCUCCUUCCAUCAGCAAGGGCAUUGAAGAUGAAACGUGGCUGGGUCUUUCAGCAUGACAAUGAUCCCAAACACACCGCCCGGGCAACGAAGGAGUGGCUUCGUAAGAAGCAUUUCAAGGUCCUGGAGUGGCCUAGCCAGUCUCCAGAUCUCAACCCCAUAGAAAAUCUUUGGAGGGAGUUGAAAGUCCGUGUUGCCCAGCGACAGCCCCAAAACAUCACUGCUCUAGAGGAGAUCUGCAUGGAGGAAUGGGCCAAAAUACCAGCAACAGUGUGUGAAAACCUUGUGAAGACUUACAGAAAACAUUUGACCUGUGUCAUUGCCAACAAAGGGUAUAUAACAAAGUAUUGAGAAACUUUUGUUAUUGACCAAAUACUUUAUUUUCCACCAUAAUUUGCAAAUAAAUUCAUUAAAAAUCCUACAAUGUGAUUUUCUGGAUAUUUUUUUCUCAUUCUGUCCGUCAUAGUUGACGUGUACCUAUGAUGAAAAUUACAGGCCUCUCUCAUCUUUUUAAGUGGGAGAACUUGCACAAUUGGUGACUGACUAAAUACUUUUUUUCCCCCACUGUAUGUAUAGGGGUAAGGUGACUAGGCAUCAGGAUAUAUGAUAAACAGAGUAGCAGCAACGUAUUUGAUGAUUGUAUGUGAGUGGGUGUGUGUAGAGUCAGUAUAAAUGUAUGUGCAUAUUAUGUGUGUGUGAGCAAAUGAUGGAGUGAGUGUUUUUAUGUGUGUUGGCGUAUCAGUAUACGUAGUGUGUAGGGCCCUGUGAGUGUGCAUAGAGACAGUGCAAAAAUAAGAAUAAAAUGGAAAAGGUCAACUCCAUGUAGCCAUUUAGUUAGCUAUUUAGUUAGCUACUUAGCAGUCUUAUGCAAUGCUUAAUUUGUAAAUCGGGAGGUGCAGUAACAAAAAGUGAGCGCCAGAGGGGGGUGACCUGGGGAGUUUUGAGGUAACCGAUUGCAUGAGAAAAAAAAUCACUUUUAUAAUAAAGCAUUGCAUGCAUAUCAUCGCAUUUGCGUAGUGGCAUAGAGCAGUAGAGUAGAGGCACUUACAAAAGUUGGGGAACAUCUUUAGUAGCCUAGGGUCCGGAAAAUGUUUGGCCUUUUAUAAACACAUUUCAUGCAAUUCUACGUCAUUUUACAUGACUGGAGACUUUGGCCGAAUCUUUUUUAAUACCGCACAAUUGAUCGAAAUGGCAGGCUACUUUGACACUGACAAACUGAGAAUCUGAGAUCAAUAAAAACGACCUUUUCUUGAAUCCAUCAAUGCCCUAGGCUUAGGUGUGUGGAGACACAUAUUGUAGGUAACAAUAUGAGGAGGAAAUGAUAGUCCUAAAAAUGCUUUCAAGUUUCACUGACUCACCCAAUGAUGCGCAGCUCACUCGCUGGUGAUGGCCGAUGCGCUCGGGCCAAAAGCCUAUCUCUCUCUUGUUUUACUUUUAAAACAAUAUUUGGAAGUUUAUCAAAUAUUUUGGUAGCCUACAGUAUAGAGUCUUCUCUUUUCAGCAGGAGCCAUUUGCUUUCCAACAUGUGUUUUCCCUCGAUUGUAUUUGAAAUUAUGCAAAAUACCUGUUUGUCUGCAUGCUGUUUUUUCACUGACAGAUUUGCCGCACGUUCCCGACUGUAGGCUAUUCCUUGUUAUUGGGCUACAAUCCACAGCAAGGCUAUUUUUUAAGUAGCUAUUGAUCCUCUGUGGCUAAAUUAUAGGCCUUCUCAUUGUGUAGUAGGCUAUUCUGAAUGAUUUCAUUUAUUUCUGAACAGACAGCAGUGAUUGCAUAACUUCUAUAACUAUUUUAUUUCAAUUUAUUAGGGGUGCUUGCAGUUCCUUCAGAACCACUCACGCAAUUCUAUAAGGAAAUAAAUGAUGAAGUACAACGCUGGAGAGAUGAGAGUUGUAGGCUCAUGUUUAUCAGAGCAGAGAGGAAGAGAGAUCGUGAGCCUGUGAAAUGUUCAACGAAUUGUGUGAGGGGUAGGAAUGAGCGGAUAUCUCCAUCCCCUUCUCCAGCCGUUGUAUUGGGCAGUUCAAUGGUGAGACAUGUCUCAGUCCCUGGAGCAAAUAAUUUGUGCUAUCAAGGAGCAUGAGUACAGGACAUCAAUAAGCUGCUCCCAAACAUUUUAAACCUGCAUCAGGAAAUUGAGUCGAUCAUAGUUCAUGUGGGAUUCAAUGACAUUAUGAAGGGCAGCUCAGAACAGCUGAAGAUGGAUUUGAAAGAACUGAUUGGGUCUCUGCUUGUAACCAACAAACGCCCCAUAAUAUCUGGCCUUGUGCCCCCCCUAAAUUGUGGCAUUGAACGUUUCAGCAGACUUUUAGCCCUCCAUAACUAUCUACGAGACUAUUGCAGCUCUGUGGGUGUAACAUUUAUUGGCAAUUUUGAUACCUUCUGGAAACCACCACCCAAAUCAUUUGGGUUCCUGGAUCCUUUCACAGCAUUAUAAGGCUGUGUUGAGACAAUGACUUAUCAAUGACCCAAACCCAGCUCAAUUAAUCCCUACCAUUGUGUUGCUGAGUUGCCAUAAUGCUUCAGCAAAUGUACAUUAUCCCAGGGGCUUUGGAAGACACAAUGUAAGUAACCUAAUUUAUGUCCCUCUAACUGCCCUGAAGUCUGAAUACUUUCCGAAUGCACUGUAACUGUCUUAAUAUUGCUCGACCCCAGGAAGAGUAGCUGCUGCCUUGGCAGCAGCUAAUGGGGAUCCUUAAUAAAUACAAAUACAAAGUUAAUCUCAUUCUAGUUAUGUGAGAGAUAUUGCCGCGCUUCUCACAUGGCCACGGCCAUGCGUUGGUUUCAAACAUAGAUUACAAUGUUGCGCAAACUAUAAAGCCGGGUUGAAACUCUACUUUUUAACGUUCAGGAAUUCCUUUCACGCCGCCUGAUAUAGAGGUUCUGGAUGGCAGGGAGCUCAGCCCCAUUGAUGUACUGGGCUGUCUGCACCACCCUCUGUAGCACCAUGCGAUUGAGAGCGGUGCUAUUGCCAUACCAAGCAGUGAUGCAGCCAGUCACGAUGCUCUCAAUGGUACAGUUGUAGAACUUUUUGAGGAUUUGAGGGCCCCAUGCCAAACCUUUUCAACCUCCUUAGGGGGAAGAGGCGCUGUCGCGCCUUCUUCACAACUGUGCGCGUGUGUGUGGACAUUUUAAGUUCUUAGUGAUUUGGACACCGAGGAACUUCAAUCUCUCGACCCGCUCCACUGCAGCCCUGUGCAAGUUGUUGCUGUAGCGCUUAUGUGAUUGAGGAGUUUGCAAAACAAAUGGCCACUGAAUUGAUGUAAAUAAUCAUGAUGUCAUUCUGCAAGGUAGGCAUAGGCUACUUUGUAGAUAACAUUUAAUUGACAAGGUUUUUGGUAAAGCCUAUCCAUCUCUACCAGAAGAAGGUUAUCAUUAGCAUCAUCGCUAACAGCUACACAAAGUGUAGACAUACGCACGCACUGCACACUUAGGCACAGAGGCAUUCCUGUGCCGUUUAAGAAAGAUGCCUGAAAAUACAAAUCACUGAUUCAUUUUGUUCAUGUUUUAUGAUUCACUUGGUCAGAUUAAUGCAUUUCCUACUAAUAAGUUCAAUACAUUUUUUUUUAUAUUGUUGAAAUCCGUUUUAUGGGGCCCUACAUACAGUUGAAGUCGGACGUUUACAUACACCUUAGCCAAAUACAUUUAAACUCAGUUUUUCACAAUUCCUGACAUUUAAUCCUAGUAAAAAUUCCCUGUCUUAGGUCAGUUAGGAUCACCACUUUAUGUUAAGAAUGUGAAAUGUCAGAAUAAUAGUAGAGAGAAUGAUUUAUUUCAGCUUUUAUUUAUUUAAUCACAUUCCCAGUGGGUCAGAAGUUUACAUACACUCAAUUAGUAUUUGGUAGCAUUGCCUUUAAAUUGUUUAACUUGGGUCAAACGUUUUGGGUAGCCUUCCACAAGCUUCCCACAAUAAGUUGGGUGAAUUUUGGACCAUUCCUUCUGACAGAGCUGGUGUAACUGAGUCAGGUUUGUAGGCCUCCUUGCUCGAACACAUUCUUUUUCAGUUCUGCCCACACAUUUUCUAUAGGAUUGAGGUCAGGGCUUUGUGAUGGCCACUCCAAUACCUUGCCUUUGCUGUCCUUAAGCCAUUUUGCCACAACUUUGGAAGUAUGCUUGGGGUCAUUGUCCAUUUGGAAGACCCAUUUGCGACCAAGCUUUAACUUCCUGACUGAUGUCUUAAGAUGUUGCUUCAAUAUUUCCACUUAAUUUUCCUUCCUCAUGAUGCCAUCUAUUUUGUGAAGUGCACCAGUCCCUCCUGCAGCAAAGCACCCCCACAGCAUGAUACUGCCACCCCCGUGCUUCACGGUUGGGAUGGUGUUCUUCGGCUUGCAAGCAUACCCCCUUUUUCCUCCAAACAUAACGAUGGUCAUUGUGGCCAAACAAUUCUAUUUUUGUUUCAUCAGACCAGAGGACAUUUCUCCAAAAAGUAAGACCUUUGUCCCCAUGUGCAGUUGCAAACCGUAGCCUGGCUUUUUUAUGGUGGUUUUGGAGCAGUGGCUUCUUCCUUGCUGAGCGGCCUUUCAGGUUAUGCCGAUAUAGGACUCGUUUUACUGUGGAUAUAGAUACUUUUGUACCUGUUUCCUCCAGCAUCUUCACAAGGUCCUUUGCUGUUGUUCUGGGAUUGAUUUGCACUUUUCGCACCAAAGUAUGUUCAUCUCUAGGAGACAGAACGCAUUUCCUUCCUGAGCGGUAUGACGGCUGCGUGGUCCCAUGGUGUUUAUACUUGCGUACUAUUGUAUGUACAGAUGAACGUGGUACCUUCAGGCGUUUGGAAAUUGCUCCCAAGGAUGAACCAGACUUGUGGAGGUCUACAAAAACAAUUUUCUGAGGUCUUGGCUGAUUUAUUUUCAUUUUCCCAUGAUGUCAAGCAAAGAGGCACUGAGUUUGAAGGUAGGCCUUGAAAUACAUCCACAGGUACACCUCCAAUUGACUCAAAUUAUGUCAAUUAGCCUGUCAGAAGCUUCUAAAGCCAUGACAUCAUUUUUUGGAAUUUUCCAAGCUGUUUAAAGGCACAGUCAACUUAGUGUAUGUAAACUUCUGACCCACUGGAAUUGUGAUACAGUGAAUUAUAAGUGAAACAAUCUGUCUGUAAACAAUUGUUGGAAAAAUUACUUGUGUCAUGCACAAAAUAUAUGUCCUAACCGACUUGUCAAAACUAUAGUUUGUUAACAAGAAAUGUAUGGAGUGGUUGAAAAACUAGUUUUAAUGACUCCAACCUAAGUGUAUGUAAACUUCCGACUUCAACUGUAUGUACAGUGGGGGAAAAAAAGUAUUUAGUCAGCCACCAAUUGUGCAAGUUCUCCCACUUAAAAAGAUGAGAGAGGCCUGUAAUUUUCAUCAGAGGUAUACGUCAACUAUGACAGACAAAAUGAGAAAAAAAUCCAGAAAAUCACAUUGUAGGAUUUUUUAUGAAUUUAUUUGCAAAUUAUGGUGGAAAAUAAGUAUUUGGUCAAUAACAAAAGUUUCUCAAUACUUUGUUAUAUACCCUUUGUUGGCAAUGACACAGGUCAAACGUUUUCUGUAAGUCUUCACAAGGUUUUCACACACUGUUGCUGGUAUUUUGGCCCAUUCCUCCAUGCAGAUCUCCUCUAGAGCAGUGAUGUUUUGGGGCUGUCGCUGAGCAACACGGACUUUCAACUCCCACGAUACAUGGCCCCAUUCAUUCUUUCCAUUACACGGAUCAGUCGUCCUGGUCCCUUUGCAGAAAAACAGCCCCAAAGCAUGAUGUUUCCACCCCCAUGCUUCACAGUAGGUAUGGUGUUCUAUGGAUGCAACUCAUAAUUCUUUGUCCUCCAAACACGACGAGUUGAGUUUUUACCAAAAAGUUCUAUUUUGGUUUCAUCUGACCAUAUGACAUUCUCCCAAUCCUCUUCUGGAUCAUCCAAAUGCACUCUAACAAACUUCAGACGGGCCUGGACAUGUACUGGCUUAAGCAGGGGGACACGUCUGGCACUGCAGGAUUUGAGUCCCUGGCGGCGUAGUGUGUUACUGAUGGUAGGCUUUGUUACUUUGGUCCCAGCUCUCUGCAGGUCAUUCACUAGGUCCCCCCGUGUGGUUCUGGGAUUUUUGCUCACCGUUCUUGUGAUCAUUUUGACCCCACGGGGUGAGAUCUUGCGUGGAGCCCCAGAUCGAGGGAGAUUAUCAGUGGUCUUGUAUGUCUUCCAUUUCCUAAUAAUUGCUCCCACAGUUGAUUUCUUCAAACCAAGCUGCUUACCUAUUGCAGAUUCAGUCUUCCCAGCCUGGUGCAGGUCUACAAUUUUGUUUCUGGUGUCCUUUGACAGCUCUUUGGUCUUGGCCAUAGUGGUGUUUGGAGUGUGACUGUUUGAGGUUGUGGACAGGUGUAUUUUAUACUGAUAACAAGUUCAAACAGGUGCCAUUAAUACAGGUAACUAGUGGAGGACAGAGGAGCCUCUUAAAGAAGAAGUUACAGGUCUGUGAGAGCCAGAAAUCUUGCUUGUUUGUAGGUGACCAAAUACUUAUUUUCCACCAUAAUUUGCAAAUAAAUUCAUUAAAAAUCCUACAAUGUGAUUUUCUGGAGAAAAAAAAUCUCAAUUUGUCUAUCAUAGUGUACGUGUACCUAUGAUGAAAAUUACAGGCCUCUCUCAUCUUUUUAAGUGGGAGAACUUGCACAAUUGGUGGCUGACUAAAUACUUUUUUCCCCCACUGUAUGUGUGUGCUCAAAGUAAUUACAAUCUAGUCUUCAGUGGUCACUAAUGGCUGCUUUGUCUACUGUGAUGUAUGUUUGCUUAAACAGCUGACAGGCUUUGCGGGUCUUUGGCGACGUAAACACGUAUAAGCGAAUGCAAGGCCAACCCUGCAUCCAUUAAGCCAUCAGCUCCCGCUGUUGGGAAAGCAUGCACCUCACGUUCACCCUUCAUGUUCGACCUUCAAGCCACCGGUCUGCCACUUUGGCAUAUGACUUUUAUCAUGAUAAACAGGCGGGAGGGAGAUGGGAAUGGCAGCUGGACUGAAGGAUGUCACCCUGUUUACUCCCCACCACUCACUCUCUCCCUCACCAUCCACCACCCUCUUUUCCUUCACACCUGUCUUUCACUCUCCAACCCUCCCUGUCUCUCCCUUUCUCAACUCUAUCCCUCUCUCCAUAUCUUUCCCUUUGGUACCUCUCUCUCAGUUUCUCAUCUUCUCUCCCCCCUCUCUCGCUCUCUCUUUCUCUUUCACCCUCCCUCCUGUGUCUCUCCCACUCUAAUCUUAUCUCUUUCUCUCUCUGUAGUUGGGUAUACCAUGAAUGAUCUAAUCUUCGAGUGGUUGGUCGAGAACCCCGUGCAGGUGGCUGAUGAUCUUACGCUCCCACAGUUUGUGCUGAAAGAUGAGCAGGAUUUGGGCUACUGUACCAAGCACUACAACACAGGUGGGACCUUGGUGGAACUUCAGUGGAAGAGCACAUUGUUAUCAUUGUUUUUCUGAAAAGAACAUAAAUGGCAAUAUGGAGCUUUGGGGUUCGGGGAUUGAAUCCAAGUUUAAGAAAAGAGUUCAGAGCAUAACUUGAUGAGAAAGACGGUGCUUUCUGCAGAAUGAUUAAAAGUGCUAGAUGCUGCAGAAUCAUUGAUAAAUGUACAUGAGAAAAAAGCAAAUUAAGUGCUCAAUGGAGUGGCAGCAACUUCCUUCUCAACAUAUGAUCUGAACUCCAUGGACCAGUGGCAACUUUUCCAACCUACACACUUAAACCACAUAAAUUCUACUGAAUUUGCCAAAAGACUGACAUAAGUACUUGCCAAUUCUAUCGGUUAUGGUGGCAGGUAAAUUUACCUGCAUCGAGGUUAAGUUCCACCUGGAGAGACAGAUGGGCUACUACCUGAUCCAGAUGUACAUCCCUAGCCUGCUCAUCGUCAUCCUGUCCUGGGUCUCCUUCUGGAUCAACAUGGAUGCUGCCCCGGCUAGAGUGGGCCUGGGCAUCACCACCGUGCUCACCAUGACCACCCAGAGCUCUGGGUCCCGGGCCUCUCUACCCAAGGUGAGCAUAGAUAAGGCUCUACCAACACAUGGGAUGUAGUGUUAAAAAGUAAGGCAAGUAAGUGGGAUGAUGGAUAGCGAGUAUAGUAAGAGCUAGCAAUUUUGCAAGGCGUGUAAACACUAUUCACAUGAAGCAUCACUGUCAACUCAAAGCUUGUAGGAACUGGUAGCAUUGGUGGGUAUGUAUCAGAAUGUUUCAAAUUGUUUCUAUUUAAUCGAAUGACUCCUCUCCCAAUGCUGAUUGGCUAUUUCAGAUGUCACUUUAGUAGACUGGCACCUGGUUAUUGUCACCUGCCAGAUCAACAGAAUGCAAUGUAAUGGUCCAGUACAUAACCAAUUACUUCUAGCAUCUGCAAUGAUUGGCACGACGCACAUGUGAAUGUACCUUAACUGGAUAAGUAGCUGCUGCCUCACAUGCUAGGCCUCUAGGUUCGUUAGACUGGAAAAGCCAAUAUAGAUAGAUACAGUAGCUAGGCCAUGUCUAGACAGGUAGCUGGCAAACUAUUACUAUGGAGUGAACUGGAACUGGAAUUACAAACUUGAGUUUGACAUGUUUUGACCUUAGCGUGUUCAUGAACAGAGCAGAGUUGACAUUCCCUGUGUCUUACUGUGACCUCUCUCAUGGCUGAUGCAUGAGUCUAUGUGCAUCUGAUGCAUCUGCCUGCAUCUUAUUGACUCCCAUUAAAAUGUUGGGCCAUUCUGAGGACAUGGCUUAUUAGUCUCACUAGUCCCAUGUAGCUCAGUUGGUAGAGCUGCGCCAAGGUUGUGGGUUUUGAUUCCCACAGGGGACCAGUACGACAAAUAUAAAAAAAAUGUAUGCACUAACUGUAAGUCGCUCUGGAUAAGAGCGUCUGCUAAAUGACUAAAAUAUAGUCUGCCUGUUUAGGGCAGUGUCAUUACGCCAUUUCCCCCUAAUUAUGCCAACCAACGCCUCCAUUGAUUCGCUAUUGAUGACCCGGUGACCUUGUGUGCCCCUCCCCGCAAGGUGUCCUACGUGAAGGCCAUUGACAUCUGGAUGGCCGUGUGCCUGCUGUUCGUGUUCGCCGCGCUGCUCGAGUACGCGGCAGUCAACUUUGUCUCGCGGCAACACAAGGAGUUUAUCAGGCUGAGGAAGAAGCGGCGGCGGCAAAGAAUAGUGAGUGUAAAUCACCAGACACACACUGGACACACACAGACCUGUCACUUUCUACCACACUGAUUUACAGACCUUGUUAUUGUGCGCCGCUGUAUAUUCAGAGACUGACAACGGCAACACGCUACAGCUGGCCGUCACUUUACAUGAGAAAGAUCAGCUUGUUUCAGGCUCAGAUCAUUUCCAUGGUGAACACUGACCUGCACAGAUGUCCAUGUGCUCCCUGAUCCCCUCGUCACACCAUUAACCUGCUCGGUAACACAGGCUAAACCUGUCCUUCAGCCUCGCAUCACUGGAACUCUGGGAGAGUAAUAUAAGGGGUUUUAUGGCUGAACAAGAGCUUAGGAGGAGUAGAAUAUUGCUGAUCUGAAGUAUUACUAUCCAGCCAAACAAACCAAUCCACCAUGUACCCACGUGUAGAGAAUGGAGAGCGGUGGUGCUACUGAGCGCAAAUUACCAGAUGGGAGACCCUUUAGCGAAAAAGAAAAUUGACUCUCAAGAGCAGAGACAACAGAAUCUGAAAAAACGCAUGAAAACGGUGGCCCAAAAUGGCUGGGCUAUUUUCCCAGACUUGUAGUAAAGCUCCCACUGUCCAGGGCAGACAAAUCCCACAGAUUUAGUGGUCUGUCUACUGGACCCAAAUACAAUAAAAGGAGUGAAAUGGUUCUCCAUGAGCGCAAGAAGUAACUCCUCUCCACAUCAGUAGGGCAAUUACUCCCAUCGAGGCAUUUGGCUUCUGAAUUAUCUAUCUAGGGUGGUAUUGAUGCGUGGCCUUGGGCUGGUGGAGCACACCUAGCUACCAUCACUGACUGACCAGGGUUGAUCAAUACCUACUGUACCUCCAUGGUCUUCAGCUUGGCUUUGAAAAACAACAGAGGGCAGUCAGACCCUGACCCCCAAGCUCCCAUGUACGUCUACUGUAUACACUACAGCUUACAUCACACAGGAAAUACAACUACUUUAUAUCUACUGUGUAAGAAAAUGAGUUAUAUUGCAGUUUUUGCAAAGCCAACUUACUCUAGUUCCUCAAGGAUAUUUUCCUCAGCCUCCUGAGCUAUAGUAAUUCCCUUGGUUACUGCCGUGGAUGAUGUAUCGUACUUUUAACUUUUUCCUUGAGUGCUUCUCUGAUUUAAAGGCUAAAUGGCAUAGCUUGUUUUCCUUUUAGUUCCGCACCACCAUGUUUGAUAUAUUUUAUGUCCACAUCUUUUAUCUAUUUUUGGCUCAAAGCAAGUACUGUACUUUUGCUGAAUUUGGAAUGAAGCAGAUAACAUUUCCUGCACUCAGCAAAAAGCAGAUUAGCAUUUCUCAGGAAUUAAGUUUUGCAGCAGCUGAGCACAUAAUUCUUUCAGUAGCCGUGUAUUAUAGACAAAAGCUGAGAAAAAAAGUACACAAUCCAACGUGCAGCUAAUUUCUGAUUGGUAUUAAAAGAGAGAAUAGCAUGGUUUCAAAUGACAUUUUUCCAAUCUGUGUAUUGUUCCUUUCCCUACGGAGGCCAUGGCCUUGGCCAAUCAACCGGGGAGUGUAGAGUCACUGAGGAAAGUAAACGACCUGCCUGGCAACAACACUAUCAGCACCAGCUACCACGGAAACCUGAGUCAGCACUGCAGCGCCUGUGCCAGGGUAAAACUGACCCCUGUAUCACCUCUGACCCCAAAGUGAAUGUUCCGUCACCUCUGUCCACUCAAACUGAAUCUGUUGUCACCAUUGACCCCCGAAACCGAAUGUCUUCCAUCUGAUAUCUUUCUGUGUCAUCGGCUCCAGGUGUGUUCUCUCCAAUGGGGGGGGUGGGGGGGGGGGGGGGGGGGGGGGGAUGUGUUUCACCUUCCCUGUCUUCUCAAGAAAGCACUUUUCUUUUUCAGGACAUCCUCUGCUCUGAGGGUGUUGGCAUGUGUUGAUCGCUUAGUACUUGGGGAUCUUUUUUGUUGAGUAAAAAAUAUGCCUUCAGAAAGUAUUCAUACCCCUUCACUUAUUACACAUAUUGUUGUGUUACAGCCUGAAUUCAAAAUGGAUUAAAUUGAUUUUUUUUCUCACCCAAUGACAUAGUGAAAACUAAUUUUAGCAAAUUUACUGAAAAUUAAAUACAGAAAUGUCUCAUUUACAUAAGUAUUCACACCCCUGAGUCAAUACUUUCUAGAAGCACCUUUGGCAGCGAUUACAGCUGUCAGUCUUUCUGGGUAAGUCUCUAAGAGCUUUCCACACCUGGAUUGUGCAACAUUUGCCCAUUACUCUUUUCAAAAUUAUUCAAGCUCUGUCAAAUUGGUUGUUGAUCAUUGCUAGACAACCAUUUUCAGGUCUUGCCAUAGAUAUCCAAGUAGAUUUAAGUCAAAACUGUAACAGGAACAUUCACUUUCUUCUUGAUAAGCAACUCCAGUGUAGAUUUGGCCUUGUGUUUUAGAUUAUUGUCUUGCUGAAAAGUGAAUUAAUCUCCCAGUGUCUGGUGGAAAGCAGACUGAACCAGAUUUUCCUCUAGGAUUUUCCCUGUGCUUAACUCCAUUCCAUUUCUUUUUAAUACUGAAAAAUUCCCCAGUCCUUAACGAUUACAUGCAACUGAGUUAGGAAGGACUCCUGUAUCGUUGUUGUGACUGGGUUUAUUGAUAAACCAUCCAAAGUGUAUUAAUAACUUCACCAUGAUCAAAAGGGAUAUUCAAUGUCUGUUUUUUUUAUGCAUCUACUAAUAGGUGCCCUUCUUUGUGAUGCAUUGGAAAACCUCCCUGGUCUUUGUGGUUGAAUCUGUGGUUGAAAUUCACUGCUCGCCUGAGGGACCUUACAGACAAUUGUAUGUGUGGGGUACAGAAAUGAGGUAGUCAUAAAAAAAGAAUGUUAAAAACUAUUAUUGCACACGGAGUGAGUCCAUGCAACUUAUUAUGUGACUUGUUAAGUAAAUGUUUACUCCUGUAGGCUUGCCAUAGCAAAUGGGUUGAAUACUUAUUGACUGAAGACAUUUCAGCUUUUCAUUUAGAAUUAAUUUGCAAACAUAUCGAAAAACAUAAUUCCAUUUUGAUAUUAUGGGGUAUUGUGUGUAGGCCAGUGACCCCAAAAAUCUAAAUGUAAUACAUUUUAAAUUCAGGCUGUAACAACAAAACGUGGAAAAAGUCAAGGGGUGUGAAUACUUUCUGAAGGCACUGUAGCUGUUUGAUUUCUAAGUGUUGGCAACUACUUGCUGCUCUACCUUGGCUCUUCCCCCCCAAGUCAAAGUCGAUAAUGUAAAACAUUGGUGUGAAUUUCUAGCAGUUGGGUAAAAGCCAACAGAAAUGCCAAUCCAUUUUAACACAAACAUUUCUACAGACACUCAGUUUACACUCUGCAGCAGAAACGGACUGCCCAUAACGCAGAAUGAUAAUUUGGCUAAUUGACUACUGUCCCACUAAAUAGACACAGGCCCAAAAUGGACCGGCCCAGGGCUGGGCUGAUUUCUGGUCCUUGUCCGCCCCUGCUCAGCAGAGUCAGGACACUGCAUGGUGAUGAUCACAGUGGUGAGAACAGCACUGCUCUCCAACAAAUCACAAAGUGUGUACCGAAGCUACCUGACUGGGGCCAUGAACACAGGCCAGCGAGGAUGAGUACCUAUUAUCUUUGGCGAAAUACAUCAUUAGACCUAAGCAGAUGAUGCACUGUAUAGUUUAGCUGGAAGUAGAGGAGAUAACUUAGUGAAAGAAGAGCUACAACUAUUGAAGGUGUAAUUUGUCAUUGGGCAACAGAUAAACGGUUUGUUUCUAAAAUUUCACUCACAGCCAAGGAACAAGGCAGGCAUGUCAGAGAGGAAAGCCAAUUAUCGUAAUUGAAGAAAGGAACUUAGAGUAGAGCUGAAGUUGGGCUUUAAAUGGGGGGCAUAUUGCCAACUGCCCUUCACUAAAGCCAUUUAAGAGUUUAGAGCUUCCAGAUAGACCACUAGACGUAUCAUGCACACUUACUGUAGACCCAAUGUACAGCUACCACAGUAGCUAUGGUGGAAAGGGUGUGGAAAGUAGGAAAUGGUGUCCGUAUGUUACUAUUCUCUGCCAAUUCUGUGCAGCAAUGAGAUGGUCCCAAAGACCUGCCAAGGGACACACCCGGGAGGGUCAAUUCACUCACUGCCUUUACACAGACUACUAAUCACCCAAUUUAGAUCCCACAUCUCCACUUUCCCCUGCCAAAGCGCAUCUCUCAAGGUGUGAGAGGACUGUCAACGUUAAGCUACAUGUCUAUUAAUAUUCUCCACAAAGAGAGGGAAUAUGGCAUCUCACUCUGCAUGGAAAAAGAGUGCCCGCCAUCCAUCAUUGGUAAUGCCCAUUGUGAGUUUUUGUCGGGACCCUGACUUUUCACACCGGCACCUUGAGAGGUCUAUUAUUUCAGAAGUUUAGAUAAAAAAGUCCUUUGCCUACAAAGAGAAAUGGAGGUUAAUUUUUUUACUUCGGUAAAAUGUCCCAUUCGCGCUAAUGAUGCUGUUCCUCUCCCGCUGCCCUCCCUCUGUGUAGAGACUCCGGAAAGACAGAUGAUUGAACAAACUUGAACUUAGGCUGCUGGAUUGAUUAAACACCAUCUCUCACAAAUCAUCCAUGACACGAGGCAAAAUUACACAACACUGGAAAUAGCUCUCCCCUUAAUGCCCGACUGCACUUCCUGAUUUGGCCUCGUUUUAGAUUUGGUUCAUUAAGAAACGCUAGCAGCAACGACUGAAUUGAAACAGGUGUUGGUUUCAGGGUGUGGUUUGAUGUGGAUGUCUCUUUUGUGUGUUCGCAGGUGGGAAGAGUUAGCCAAAUUAUUUUGCCAAUUAGCUUCAGCCUGCUGAUGUGCGACCGUGGCAAAUUGGUUUGACUUUGGAUAGCCUAUCUCCGGGGCUAGUUAGGGACCGUCAAUAAAUUACACAAUGUAAAUGAGACAAUAUUUUCAUGUUGCACACCUUUUAGUUUUCUCAUUAAAUGCUUUCAAUAUUUGUAUAUAGUAAUUUAUACUAUUUAUAGUUGGUUUGAGGUUUUUUAGUCAUUGAAAUUUGGAGCCAAUUUUUACAUAUUGUCCCAUGUAGCUUAACCUCAACAAGACAAACCUCCUCUUCCUUCAGGGUAAGGCCUGCCCGCUCCAAGACCUCUCCAUCACGGUUGACAACUCAGGUUCAUGAUCUACAACAUCCGUAGAGUACAACAUUACAUCACACAGGAAGCGGCACAGGUCCUAAUCCAGGCACUUGUCAUCUCCCGUCUGGACUACUGCAACUCUCUGUUGGCUGGGCUCCCCGCUUGUGCCAUCAAACCCUGCGAUUUAUCCAGAACGCAGCAGCCCACCUGGUGUUCAACCUUCCCAAGUUCUCUCAUGUCACCCCACUCCUCCGCACAUUCCACUGACUUCCAGUCGAAGCUCGCAUCCACUCAUCUCCCGCUCAGCCCAGUCAAAACUCUUCUUACUACGACUGUAAUAUGUGGUUGCCUCACCUAGCUAUCUUAAGAUGAGUGCACUAACUGUAAGUCACUCUGGAUAAGAGUAUCUGUUUAAUGACAUUUUAUUUUAACAAAUGACAUUGUAAUUUACCAAUGGUCCCUAACAAGCCCCACAGGGACAUCCAAAGUCAACCCAAAUUGACCACGGGCAUUACGAUUGGGCAGUGUUGUAAAGUACUUAAGUAAAAAUACUUUAAAGUGCUACUUAAGUAGUUUUCUGGGGUAUCUGUACUUUACUUUACUAUUUCUAUUUUUGCCAACUUUUACUUUUACUUCACUACAUUCCUAAAGAAAAUGAUGUACUUUUUACUCCAUACAUUUUCCCUGACACCCAAAAGUACUUGUUACAUUUUGACAGGAAAAUUGUCCAAUUCACACACUUAUCAAGAGAACAUCCCUGGUCAUCCCUACUGCCUCUGAUCUGGCGGACUAACUAAACACAAAAGCUUCGAUUGUAAAUUAUGUCUGAGCGUUGGAGUGUGCACCUGGCUAUCCUUAAACAAAUAAAAACUGGAAAAUGGUGCCGUCUGGUUUGCUCAAUAUAAGGAAUUUGAAAUGAGUUAUACUUUGACUUUGACUUUUGAUACUUAAGUAUAUUUAAAACCAAAUACUUUUAGACUUUUACUCAAGUAGUAUUUUACUGGGUGACUUUGACUUUUACUUGAGCCAUUUUCUAUUAAUGUAUCUUUACUUUUACUCAAGUAUGACAAUUGCGUACUUUUUCCACCACUGCGAUUGGGUCGUGUGUAGCUGACAAGCUGUUGGCAUGUGGGCAGGAUUGAAACAAACCCAAACUUCAUUUAGGAUGUGAUGUCUCACAAAACUCAGUUUGAGUUAUGACCAAAAUUAUCCUAUUUACACUUUGUAGUAAACUUUGACAGUAGAAUAAAUGGUUAUGACUAAUAUCAAUGCAACAACUGUUUUCUAAAUGAGAAGUUGUUUUUUAGGGGCAGUUGCUCUUUAAGUCCAGGCAUGCUUGGUGUUUUUCAAUUUAAGUUGAGUAAGUAAUACCCUCACCCUGUUGCCCUUUUGCUACGUUACACCCCAAACGCCUGCAUCUGAGAAUUACCCACUGUGAAGAAAUAUGAGUUAAUGCCAGUAGACAGUGAGAAGCCAAUCUGUGCUUUCUUUUUGCUUCAUUCCCCAGGAAGAAGAACUGGUGAGAGACAGCCGUGGGUUUUACUUCCGCGGCUACGGACUGGGUCACUGCCUGCAGACCAAAGACGGAACGGCUGUGGAGGGGGCCACAAUCUUCGCCCCGCCGGUGUCCACCGUAUACGAUGGCGAGGCGGUCCGCAAGCGCUUUGUGGACCGGGCCAAGCGCAUCGACACGAUAUCCCGAGCAGUCUUCCCUCUGAGCUUCCUCUUCUUCAACAUUUUCUACUGGAUUACCUACAAAGUGCUGCGACACGAGGACAUCCAUGCAAAUUUGUAA
Messenger RNA from Coregonus sp. 'balchen', 25742 nucleotides. Lineage: Eukaryota; Metazoa; Chordata; Actinopteri; Salmoniformes; Salmonidae. The record is from the annotation of a GenBank genome assembly.